UGGCCAGCAGCUCCUCAGAGUGUUCUGCGCCCAGGGCCCUGCCAGAGCUGCUCCCACAGCCUCCGGGAGCCUCUCCCACCGCUGCUCACACCUCCCCCACCAGCCAGCUUCCCAGAGCAGGCGGUUGCAUCGCUGUCCCCAGGCAGCCAGGCUCCGGGCGGGGCCUUCGCCGCUGCUGUGCUUUGACCAAGAUGUGGUAAGCUCUCUCCCUGAACCCCACACGCCCUUUAGAAGGGAGGCUGGUUCGAGCCAGGAGCCCGCUGGAAGAGUUCAUCCUUUCACUUCUGGAGAAGAUGCAGGUGCAGGAGAUCCUGAGAAUGCUGCGGCUGCCCGAGCUGGGUGACCUGGGCCAGUUUUUCCGCAGCCUCUCAGCCACCACCCUUGUGGGUAUGGGGGCACUGGCUGCCAUCCUCGCCUACUGGUUCACGCACCGGCCAAAGGCCUUACAACCACCGUGCAACCUCCUGAUGCAGUCAGAAGAAGUGGAGGACAGUGGUGGGGCCCGGCGAUCUGUCAUUGGGGAUGGCCCUCAGUUGCUCACCCACUACUAUGAUGAUGCCAGGACAAUGUAUCAGGUGUUCCGCCGUGGGCUUAGCAUCUCAGGGAAUGGACCCUGUCUUGGCUUCAGGAAGCCCAAGCAGCCUUAUCAGUGGCUGUCAUACCAGGAGGUGGCUGACAGGGCUGAAUAUCUAGGGUCCGGACUUCUCCAACACAAUUGUAAAGCAUGUACAGAUCAGUUUAUCGGCGUUUUUGCACAAAAUCGGCCAGAGUGGAUUAUCGCAGAGCUUGCCUGCUACACCUACUCCAUGGUGGUGGUCCCGCUCUAUGACACCCUGGGCCCUGGGGCCAUUCGCUACAUCAUCAACACAGCUGACAUCAGCACUGUGAUUGUGGACCAGCCUCAGAAGGCAGUGCUUCUGCUGGAGCACGUGGAGAGGAAGGAGACCCCGGGGCUGACGCUCAUCAUCCUCAUGGAGCACUUUGAGGAAGCCCUGAGAGACAGAGGGCAGGAGUGUGGGGUGGCCAUCACAUCCAUGCAGGCUGUGGAGGACUGUGGCCAACAGAAUCAUCAUGCUCCUGUGCCCCCGAAGCCCAGCGACCUCUCCAUCGUGUGUUUCACGAGCGGCACGACAGGGAACCCAAAAGGUGCGAUGCUUACCCACGGGAAUGUGGUGGCUGAUUUCUCAGGCUUUCUGAAGGUGACAGAGAAAGUGAUCUUUCCGAGACAGGACGAUGUGCUCGUCUCCUUCCUGCCUCUGGCUCACAUGUUUGAGAGAGUGAUCCAGUCUGUCGUCUACUGCCACGGAGGGCGCGUUGGCUUCUUCCAAGGGGACAUCCGCCUCCUCUCGGAUGACAUGAAGGCUCUCUGCCCGACAAUCUUCCCUGUGGUCCCACGGCUGCUGAACCGAAUGUACGACAAGAUCUUCAGCCAAGCAGACACGCCAUUAAAGCGCUGGUUCCUGGAGUUUGCAGCAAAACGUAAGCAGGCUGAGGUCCGGAGUGGAAUCAUCAGGAAUGACAGUAUCUGGGAUGAACUCUUCUUUAAUAAGAUUCAGGCCAGUCUCGGAGGGUGUGUGCGAAUGAUCGUUACCGGAGCAGCCCCCGCGUCACCAGCUGUCCUGGGAUUCCUCCGGGCAGCUCUGGGGUGCCAGGUUUAUGAAGGUUAUGGCCAAACCGAGUGCACAGCGGGAUGUACCUUCACCACGCCUGGAGACUGGACCUCAGGGCAUGUAGGGGCACCGCUGCCCUGCAAUCAUAUCAAGCUCAUCGAUGUCGAGGAACUGAACUAUUGGACCUGCAAAGGAGAGGGAGAGAUAUGUGUGAGAGGACCAAACGUGUUCAAAGGUUACCUGAAAGAUCCAGCCAGGACAAAGGAGGCCCUGGACUGCGACGGCUGGCUUCACACCGGGGACAUCGGGAAAUGGCUGCCGGCGGGAACUCUUAAAAUUAUUGAUCGGAAGAAGCAUAUAUUUAAACUUGCUCAGGGAGAGUAUGUUGCUCCAGAGAAGAUUGAGAACAUCUAUAUUCGGAGCGAGCCUGUGGCGCAAAUCUAUGUCCACGGGGAUAGCUUAAAGGCCUUUUUGGUGGGCAUUGUCGUGCCUGACUCUGAAGUCAUGCCCUCCUGGGCCCAGAAGAGAGGAAUCGAAGGGACGUAUGCAGAGCUCUGUGCUAAUAAGGAGCUGAAGAAAGCCAUCUUGGAAGAUUUGGUGAGGUUAGGCAAAGAAAGUGGACUCCAUUCUUUUGAACAGGUUAAAGCCAUUCACAUCCACUCUGACAUGUUCUCAGUUCAAAAUGGCUUGCUGACACCAACACUCAAGGCCAAGAGACCUGAGCUGAGAGAGUACUUCAAAAAGCAGAUAGAAGAGCUUUACUCAGUCUCCAUGUGAAGUUCAAGGAAAGUGCUUCUCAGCAUAAUGGACUGUGUAGUGAUACUAUAGUUAUUCUUGAAAGUAAUGAAUCAGAAUGAUGCAGCUGAAAAAGAAUGAGCACGUGACCUUAAGACUGAGCCUUUUCCUGUCCCAAGAUGUCUUUAACAAUAUUUUCUCUAUCAUCACCGAGUACACUUUAUUUUUUAUUAAAAUGACAUUGUAACAAGCUGCUAAAAAUAUCACAAUGGCAAUGUAAAAAUCAAGACUCUUCUCAAGAACUGUGUACCACUAAAAGUAAUAUAUUCUCAAUGUUCAUAGAACUCCUAUUAAACAUAAAGGAAAAACAUAACUGAUAUACUGUACUUAAUUUGUGGAAUAGUAACCAGAAACAGUGAAUAGCUAGGGCAAUGUGGACUACCUCAUUCAGAAACUGACUGUCAAAAUCUCAAUGAAAUCAGACUUAAAAAAUUAAAAUUAGGUGUAUAGAAUCAUGCUGAAACAAAGCAUAACUCACUUCUACAUAUCGUCAGACUCUCUCAACAUGACAAUCUUUAUUGAUGUGAAAGUUUUCUCUCCAAUUUUUACUUUUAUUCAUGAAAAAUGAAAAUUCAGAUAUUCUUAAGAGAAAUGUUAUAUUUACAUAACAAUCCACAAAGAACUUUCAGUAAAUUGUCUCAUUUGUUAAGCCCAUUAAAAUAUUCAGGAGCUGCCUAAAAAAAUGCAAUAUGUAACUACUUCAAGGGUAGUGUGUGAAUAUUCAUGGACUUCUUACCACAUGAAUUCUAAAACAUAUCUGUAGACUCUACAAUGUAGGGACCUUUGGGGAAGACUUUGGAGAAAAAAACCAGAAUUAUUUCUCAGGGUGGGCAGCAAUUAAUGUACUUAUGUUCCUUGCUGGCUUCUUCCAAUCUUCCAUUCUCAAUAUGACCAUGCCAGGCCUGGGAAACGUAGUAUGGCUAUAAUUCUGAACAAUGUCACUUUCUUUCAAUAAGACUAUCAAGGCAGGAUGUAGGGAGGAGGGGAUGCUAAUUACAAAUAAAAUAAUUUUUCAACAGCAUAAUUUUGAAGAACCUCUUCAAAAUACCCCUAGAAAACUGUUCUAAGUCCACUACAGAGAAAUAUCUCCUUAAGGAUAAUAUAAAAUCUUUAAAUACUUCUAAGCUUAACCUUGGAAGCAUCCUCUCUUACAUUAUGUGUUUAGACAUAUUUCAUAUAAUUAAAGCCCAGCACAGACAGCAAUCAAGUUCCAAGCUACAGAUCACACUUCUGCAGAAGAACCAUCUGUGAGUGUUUUCUUCUGUAGAGAAGGGGUCAGUGUUCACAGCCCAGACAUUCCUUACCCCUGAAGAAAAUUCAAACUUAAAUAAAUUGUAUUGAUUAAAAA
Messenger RNA from Manis javanica (Malayan pangolin), 3753 nucleotides. RefSeq names its product acyl-CoA synthetase long chain family member 6 (gene ACSL6). Gene Ontology annotation, molecular function: long-chain fatty acid-CoA ligase activity. Gene Ontology annotation, biological process: long-chain fatty acid metabolic process. Gene Ontology annotation, cellular component: membrane; endoplasmic reticulum. Lineage: Eukaryota; Metazoa; Chordata; Mammalia; Pholidota; Manidae. The record is from RefSeq and is a predicted model, not a curated record.